Molecule: messenger RNA, 660 nt
Organism: Danaus chrysippus (African queen)
Lineage: Eukaryota; Metazoa; Arthropoda; Insecta; Lepidoptera; Nymphalidae
Source: the annotation of a GenBank genome assembly
AUGCUGGGAGAGCUGCAGCGGGCAUUGACUCUCACCAUGGGUGAGAUAAUCAAUGUUCGCAUCGCUGGCCUAGAGGACCGACUCCUUCCGGCGAAGAGGGUCCGUCCGCCACUACAGGCGGACUCAAGGAGAGAGGCGGAACCGGUGGCCUGGCCCUCCAAACCAGCCGCAGCCCAAGCGGCGAAGAAGGCGCCUUCAUUUCAAGCAAUUUGCUUGAAAACGAUGCUCAUUGGGACACAACAAUCGGUUGCUAGCGUAAAUGCUUCUGAAUGGACUAUUCGAAGAAAAUUGAAAGAAUUAGAUUUUAAAGCCUGUCGCCCCGCCAAGAAGCCCAAGUUAACAGCUGCUAUGAAAACAAAACGACUGAAGUGGGCCAAGCAAUGGCAAGACAAAGAUGUGAACUUCUGGAGAUCGGUCUGCUUCAGUGACGAAAGCACAUUCGAAAUUUUACAGAAUAAAGCUCAGUAUGUGCGUCGUCAUCCAGGAAAAAAGUUUCGUCCUGACUUCUUCGUUACAACAGUUAAACAUCCCACCAAAGUGAUGAUUUGGUCAGUCAUCAGUGGCAAGGGCACUGGACGUCUGUACGUCGUGAAAGGAAUAAUGAGGCAAGACCAGUACAAAGAUGUUUUAGAAAAUCGGUUGAUUCCGCAGCUCAGAUAA